AUGCUGCGUCGUCGCGCGGCGCGCGCGGCGGUGGGACUGGGACGCGAGACGGCGGGCGGCGUCGACGCGCGCGCGCGCUCGGGGCUCGACGCGUCGACGAGCGCGCGCGAUCGGACGCCGCGCGGGGUGUACUCCACGUCGGCGUCGUCUAGUUUUGAGUCGCAGCGCGCGCGCGAGCUCGGGUUGGAGACGCCGAGACCGGGGUCGAAACUGCUGAAGGGUUGGUUGGCGCAAGAUUACGACUGGACGCGGGAAAACGUGGCGAGUUCGGAACUCACGGGGAACGAGAUGACGGAGCAUAGAUUAGCGGUGCAGAAGACGUACGAACCCGAGCUGAGCGCGCCGAAAGUGCUGGCGCGAUGGUACGGUGGGCGCGAACCGGUGGCGAAGGAGGCGCUCACGCCUUCGUUCGCGCCGGCGCUGUGGAACUGGUUGAGCGCGUCGGCGAUGGAGGGCAUGCGCGGAAACAUCGCCGUUCUGGGAGCCAUAGUCGGUCAAUCUAGGAGCGCGUCGAAGUUCUUGACGUUUACGCAAGGAUCCGCGCGAAAAUCAACGUUUCUGUACAACGUUCGAAGCAAUAAAACGAUGGAUAUCGAGCUCACGCAACGCGGCGAGGCCCUCUUCGAUAACAUGAUCUCCAACAUGCUGCUCAUGCAAGCGACGAAGAGAGCGAGGUACUCGCCUUUGUUAUCGAUGUUCAGACCGAACGCGUACAUGACGCUCGCCGGCUUACCGCGCGACUGGGAAGGGCUACGCUUGCAUCAGAUUUUAGUCCGGCGCAUGGAGGAAUCGGGCCGCGUCGUCGACGCUCGACCGGAUACGCCGAUCACGGUCAUCCCCAUGCACGAGCUCGCAUUCUCUGAGUUUAGCGAUAGCUUAUCGCCGCAAUUAUUCGUUUGGGUUUUGCCUCCGGUGAACAAUUCGCCGGAGAAUCGGGAGAUGAUAAAGCAAGAUAUCGAGACAGCGCUGCGAUUAGCGAAGACGACCGACGUCCGCGUCGUCGUGUGCGGCUUGGAAUUUGCAGGUCAUCGCGGUUCGAACGUGCCGGUGGGAAAACAGUGGGAGGAGUACAUGUCCGAUCUCACCGAUCUCACGCGUGCGGCUGCGAUCGAAGAACAUAGCGCUCGUUUCAUCGGGCAACUGGACAACAUUCAAAAGCAGUGGCUCAACGAGUGGUCGCACAACGGCCUCACGCUACCGGAAGUGACGAAGAUGAUGUCCGCGGGUGAGCUCGACAAGUUUGGCGAGAUGACGAGCGUGCGCGCGAGAAAGUGGUUUGAUGAAUAUACGGCGCCCUAUUUAGGAAAGCAACACGAUUCUCGAUGGUUUCUGAUGAACGCCAUCUUUGGUGGCUUGCGAUUCAUCAAUCGUUUGAGAUCAAGGACGAGAUCGUUCGGUGAUUCCAUCGUCGAGACGACGCAGCACACGCACAGAUUUCUUAGAGGUGAGAUGACGGAUGAAGAAAUUCUUGAAGAAGAGCGCAAGUUGAUCGCGUUCCACGGUACGCCCGAGGGCAAGGCGAAGGUGUUUCCGCCCGUGACAAAGAUUUUCGACGCGCUGCGCGAAUUUAGAGCGGCGGUGCGCAAGGCGGAUCUUCGAGCUGAACUGAAAGCGCUCACGGCGCGCGCGAGAGAAAUCACGGACACACGCGACGAUGCGGACGUGGUCAAGGCUGAGGUGUUGUUGCGUGAGAUGUGGAACGCCAAGGGAAGGAUGUCAGAAGUACACCUGCCGCAAAUCGAACCGUCCGUGGCUGCGUUUAGUAUGCAAUUAGGAAAGCUCGAGCAAAUCGCGGCGCUUGGAGAAAUGCACCGACAGGCGUUCUUAGACACAGUCAACCGCAUCAACGAGUUCGCCGGGGCGCCCAUGCCCAUCGAGGGCGGACCUCAGGCGCUCGAGGCGCAAGGGGUGGAGAUGGAGGAGCUCAUGAACGAGCUCUCUUCGCGCAUCCAAGCGCGCCUGGCUGGGAGCGCUUUGCAAGUGUCGCAUGAGAACAUGGAAGAAUUACAAGAAGAGGAUAUCUCUACCGAGCUUAUGGAUGCGCUGCAAAUGGAUGCCGAGGACGUCGACGCUGCAGCCAAGGCGAGCAAGCUUGGACGUGCGCGCGUUCUCGCUCUAGGCGCGGCGAGAGAUUUAUUACACGCCGCAGAAGAUGUUGACCCUGUGAAGCUGCGCGAGCGAAUCGCGCAAGCCAAAGAUAUGGGAGUGGACGAAGACAUUGUGCGUAGCGCGGAGACGAAGCUAGAGAAUUUGGAGCGUCAGAUACAGGCGUUCAUUCGUGCCCAUCGAAUCACGGAUUCACUUUUACCGGCGCCGACGUCUGGGAAUGAUUCGGAUAGUGAUCGGUGGGUGAACGCCGGACGUAAUAUUUGGUAUAACGAGGCUGAAAUUCUCGGUCGAGGAUCGCUCGGAACUGUCGUGUUCAAGGGAUAUUACGACGAGGGUGCGGGCAACAGAGUCGUUCGUCGCGACGCCGCGAUCAAGCGCAUCCCCUUGCCGCCGGGCGAGCGCGGAGACAACAUGAAGUCAUUGAUUGAAAGAGAGAUUGCCAUUCACAAGCACUUGAACGAGCGAAGCACGCGGGCGACGCAUAUACUGGGUAGUAAACUUGACGUCGACCGCGGUGAUGGGGCAAUCUACACCGCCAUGGAGCUGUGCGGCGAGUCUUUGGCGACGUGGCUGAAGAAUGCGGGCACUGCUGGCGGCGCGCCGGCGAUCUCGCACGUCGAGCGCAUGGAUGCCGUGCGACAACUCGCUCAAGCUGUGGAAGACGUGCACGCUGCCGGUGUAACACACAACGACAUCAAAGCCGACAACUGCCUUCGGAGCGCGGACGGCGAGUUCAAGCUCGCGGAUUUGGGCCUCGGGGUGCGAUUGAAGGACGCAAACAAGGCGACGGAUGGCAACACGUACUCGCUCACAACUUUUGAAGGGUACGGGGUGAACAUUGGUUUACAAGGUCGACCACCGGAAGUGUUGCUUAACGCUCCCCUGACGCCCAAGGUUGACGUCUGGAGUUUUGGAUGUCUCAUGUACACCAUCAUGACUGGUUUGCAAUCGCCGUACAAGCAAGAGAGGAAGAUGGAUUCGCGAAACAAAUCCCCAACGCAAGAACUCGAUCUGAGCGCAUCCACCGCGCUGGACGUUGGAUUUGAAAAUCAACGCAUCGUAAAAGGCAAAUUCAGUCUUCAAGCGAUCGAGACCGCGAUGUUACCGUCGCACACCGCAGUCGCGGCGCGCGAACUCCUUCACCGGAUGUUGGAUCCGGAUCCGCGUGAGCGUCCCACCGCCACGGAGGUUUGCGAGCACCCCGCGCUUUGGGACGUUGAAGAGUGCAUGGAAGCCGUUCGAGAAAUUUUCGAUCGGCGCAUCGUGAACUCUCUUUCGGAAAAGGACGAAGCAGAUCUCGCGCAGACGGUUUGGAAGGGGCGACCUGGACAAGCCGAGCGAGCGGCGCAAUCGAUUCGCAACUGGAAGUCUCUCGUCGUUCCAUCUCUACUAGUGCGCGCAGAUAGGUACGCACAACGCACGGCGAACAUGCAGCAGACGUGGGAAGACGCCCGCGCGGCUCGCGCGGCGGAAGCUGCGUCGAAGACAAAUUCAAAGCGCAACCGCCGCCGCGGCGGCAAGCGCGCCGCCGACGUCGUUCCUCCGCCGAGACAAAACGAACCCAAGGAUUACUCUUACGGCAAUCGUUUGUUCGAUCUGGUGCGCUUCGCGCGUAAUAUGCACGAGCAUCCGCCGCUCGAAGCCGAACGCGCGGAGAUGCUCCGCGCGCUCGGAUCCAACGUCGCCGUGCUCCUGCGUCCCGAAGACACCGCCGCCGAUCCUUGGACGUCUUCGCGCAAAAUCGUCGAGGCUUACAUCGCGCACACGUUUCCAGACUUACCCUUAUUCGCCCACUACCUCCUGAAGCGCGACGUCACCGGCGUCGACGCCGCGAACGCCGGAGCGUCCGCGCCGUAG
Ostreococcus lucimarinus CCE9901 is the source of this 3966-nucleotide messenger RNA. RefSeq lists its product with no specific name. Gene Ontology annotation, biological process: intrinsic apoptotic signaling pathway in response to endoplasmic reticulum stress; protein phosphorylation; IRE1-mediated unfolded protein response. Bases 1 to 3966 code for a protein of 1321 amino acids. The record is from RefSeq and is a predicted model, not a curated record. Gene Ontology annotation, cellular component: IRE1-TRAF2-ASK1 complex. NCBI's taxonomy places the organism in Eukaryota, Viridiplantae, Chlorophyta, Mamiellophyceae, Mamiellales, Bathycoccaceae. The transcript has a single exon. Gene Ontology annotation, molecular function: protein serine/threonine kinase activity; RNA endonuclease activity; ATP binding.